Molecule: messenger RNA, 9283 nt
Organism: Anolis carolinensis (green anole)
Lineage: Eukaryota; Metazoa; Chordata; Lepidosauria; Squamata; Anolidae
Gene: wipf1
Product: WAS/WASL interacting protein family member 1
Exons: 5
Coding region: 1042-2316 (424 amino acids)
Molecular function (GO): actin binding
Source: RefSeq, a predicted model, not a curated record
UUUUAGGAGCAUUAAGUGUGUUAUGCACAAAUGUAGGGAUAUAAAGUCAUUGUGUUUGGCAUGGUAAAAGAACAAUUUAUUCAGCUAGGAAUUAUAAAUUGAAUUACCUUUUACAAAUAUGUAUAUUUUUAUUAGGGAAAAUCAAAGUCCUUAAAAUUUGGUUUUGUCAGUUUAUGAAGAACAAUUGCCAAAAUCCCAAUAAAAUCUAAAGAAACCCUCAACUUUAGUGAAACAAGAAAAAUACUUUAUAUAUUCUAGUGUCAAGCACACAUAAAGCACUAAUUUCCAUAAAAGUGCUGUUCAAAGGUAACCAAGACCAGGAAUUGCAAUGAUCACAUCCUGUUCAUUUUCUUAUAUUAAAAUGUUCUUGUUACAACUUGCUGUAAACAUUUUAUUCAUUGCUCUUUAUCAAGUUUUUUCCCCAAUUUUCCAAGGAGUGGGAUCUUUAGAAAUAUACUGGAUUUUUAAAGCAAUAUGUCCCUUACCACUUAAGCUGUUGUGGAGCUUAGAUGUAUUUAUGAACCAGAGAAUCUUCCUCAAUCCUGGGCCCUCCAGAUGUGCUGAACUAGUUCCCAGCAUCCUGAUCCAGUAGUGUCAUUAGCCUCACUAGCUGGGAAUGUUUUGAUUUGUGCUCCAAUGCAUCUGAAGGCUGUGGAAUAAUUGCAUUUUGGGCUAAAGAGUCAGAGGCAGGACAGCUUUGUACAUUCUUUACUGGAAACAUCUUUUGCAAGGCCUUGAAUACAGUGGCGUUUGUGAAAUACACGCAGUGAUCUUUCAGCCUGUGUUGAUAUAACACAGUCUUUAAGAGCUGGCAUUAUCUGUUGUGUCACAGGCUAUUUAUGGAUCUCCUCUUAAUCCCACAGCACUUAACACACUAGAGUUUCUCUGGUAGGCUGCCUCUUCUGCAGAAAAUCCAGUAACAGACAGCACAUACAUUUGUCCCUCUCUCAAAUCUGAUUUUUUGCAAGACUAACAGUCAUAUAGAGAAUCUACAACAGAAGAUUCAGUGCUCGCUAAAAUCAAGAUAAAAAGAGAACUAGCAUGAAGAAAAUGGAGCUUCCUUCUCCUACACCCUUGAAAAUUCUUGCUAAAAAUCCUCUUGGUUUUCUAAAGGAGAUCUGUUGUUUCUUGAAUUUUUUUAAUGCAAAUAUUCAUAAUUCUGUGGGAAGCAGGGCUUCAGUGUUCCCACCAGGAGGAUGGGCGACAUCUGCCAAGCCCUUUUCAGCCCCUGGUGUCAUAGGCCGGUUUCCAGGCCCUUCUCCUAGCCAAAGAACUCCAGCUAUGGAACCACAAAGAAGCCGAAUGCCUCCCCCAAGACCCGACGCUGGAUCCAGACCUGACACUGGUGCCCCUCCUGUGCCAAAUACUCCAUGGCCCAUCCCAUCAAGUCUGCACAAUCGAGGAGCUCCUCUUCUGCCAGGAACAAGCAGACAAGCCAGCUUGGGUCUUACACCCCCGCCAUUCCCAGGAAACAGAUUUGGAGGAUCCAUGCGACAAACAUCACCAGGCAGCCCUUCUUCUUCUCCUUCCUCAAAUAGGCCUCCUCUUCCUCCAGCACCAGCCAGACCAAUAGAUGAGAAGCCACCUCCACCACCACCUCCUGCAGGAAACAGACCUCCUUUAAGCAGAGAACCUUCCCUGCCCCCUCCUCCACCUCAGAACAACAAGCCUCCAGUGCCUUCAACACCUCGGCCAUCAUUCGGAUCUCCAGUUCGUCCUCCUCCUCUUCCCAAUAGGCCAGGCCCACCUCCAGUUCCACCCAUGUUUGGAGGAAAUGAUGAAAUGCCACGGCUCCCUCAAAGAAACAUAUCACUUGCAUCUCCUGCUCCACCAACUUUGACCAGCUCUGGUCGGUCUGGACCUCUUCCACCCCCACCAAAUGAAAGGCCACCACCACCUGUGAGAGAUCCUCCCAGUAGAUCAGGAUCCUUUCCUCCCCCACCGCCACCAAUAAACAGAAAUGGCUGCACUUUGCGGGCAUUGCCAGCAACUCCACAGCUUCCUUCCAGAGGAGGAUUUGAGAAACAUAGAGGUGGAUCAGUGCCGCCGCUUCCCCCCGACCGGCCAGGCUCUGGAGCCCCGCCGCCGCCGCCACCACCACCCUCAUCAGCAAUGCGGAAUGGCUUCCAGGAUUCUUCCUGUGAGGAUGAGUGGGAAAGCCGCUUUUCCUUCCAUCCUCUGUCUGACUUGCCACCUCCAGAGCCAUAUGUGCCCAUAAAUAAAAGCUACCCCAGCAAACUGGGAAGGAAUGAUAAUAGAAGUGGAUCCAGCCGUAGAGAAAGAGGUGCUCCCCCUCUUCCGCCUAUUCCGAGGUGAAACUGAUUCUUCACAAUGACUGUGUGCUGUUCUAAAACUUCCCUUGAACUCACAUUUGCAGCUGGUGUUUUCAGAAGGCUUCUUCCUCUCCUUCAGCACUUUUGAACACAGAGUCCACACCCAACCAGCAGAAUCCAAUUUUGAAUUCUCUUUGAAUUCAAAAAGACUUGAAGUACUUGCUUUCUUUGCUUACUCAAACAUAGAUGCGUUUCAGCUAUUCCACACUUUGUGGAAAGAUCUUGUAGUGGUAAUAUUAGACUUUAUUUCCAAUAAGGUUUUGGACCUGCGCCGGAUAUAUUGUUCUUCCCUAUCACAAGGGCUGGAAUCGUACAGCAGACCCACUGAAACAAUUACUAAAUGACAAGUUCACCAUGAUUCAGUGAAUCUAUUUCAGACUAAUAAUGUUUAAUGGAGCUCAACUCUUCCUGAAGCAGAAUUUCUUUGGAAGUUCCUCCCAUAGAUCAUACUCAUCUAUAUUGUCGAAGGCUUUCAUGGCCGGAAUCACAGGGUGGUUGUAUGUUUUCCGGGCUGUAUGGCCAUGUUCCAGAAGUAUUCUCUCCUGAUGUUUCACCCACAUCUAUGGCAGGCUUCCUCAGAGAUUGUGAGGUAUGGAGAAACUAAGCAAGGAAGGUUUAUAUAUCUGUGGAAAUUCCAGGGUGAGAGAAGAAAUCUUGUCAGUUGGAGGCCAGUGUGAAUGUUGUAAUUAAUCACCUUAAUUAGCAUUGAAUAGCUUCAUCUCCUGGCUUCUUCCUGCCUGGGGGCAUCCUUUGUUCAGAGUCGUUAGUUGCCCCUGAAUUCUGUGCUAAAUUUGAUUUCUGAAGAUAGUUUCAAAUAGUGAUCUGUAUGAGAUUCUGGAUCAAACUGAUCCAGUGAAUUUUUACUCUUAUAAUAAAACUUUAUUUUAUAUACCUCCUAUCUCCCCAAAGGGACUCAGGAUUCUUGAAAACAUAUGUGACACAACAGUACUCCUAGCAAUAAUUGCAUGACAAUCUAUACUGAAGUUUAGCCCUCCAGAGACCAAUCCUUACCUCAAUUGCUGUAACACUGGUAUCAGUUUUCAGAAGUCCAUAGAAAUUUUCUAUCCACAUUUCAAUUCUGCAUGUGAGGCAAGAUGGUUGGAAAAAGGAGGCAUAUGACAGUUUUAAGACUAACCAGUUUAUAUUGAUGUAAGCUGAUGUAUGGUACAACCCUGCUUUCCAUGGAGUGAAUAUCUAGAUUCAGAGCAAUCCAUUGCUCUGAAUAUCUAGAUUCAGAGCAAUGGAUUUGAAUAACAGGAAAGGAGAUUCCAUCUGAACAUUAGGAAGAACUUCCUGAAUGUGAGAGCUGUUCAACAGUGGAACUCACUGCCUUGGAGUCUGGUGGAGGCUAGAAUCAUAGAAUCUAUGAUUCUAUGAUUCUAGCCUCCACCAGACUCCAAGGCAGUGAGUCUAUGAUUCUAGCCUCCACCAGACUCCAAGGCAGUGAGUUCCACUGUUGAACAGCUCUCACAGUCAGGAAGUUCUUCCUAAUGUUCAGAUGGAAUCUUCUUUCCUGUCAUUCGAAUCCAUUACUCUGAAUCUAGUCACCAGGGCAGCAUAAAACAAGCCUGCUCCCUUUUCCUUUUAACAUCCUUUCAAAUACAGGGUGUUUGAAAAAGAACUCCCUAGAACUCACUUAAAACUAGGGAGUUCUUUUUCAAACACCCUGUAUUUAAACAUGGCUCCUAGGACAUGGAACAAUGGCUUCAAACUACAGGAAAGGAGAUUCCACCUGAACAUCAGGAAGAACUUCCUCACUGUGAGGGCUGUUUGGCAGUGGAACUCUCUGCUCCGGACUGUGGUGGAAGCUCCUUCCUUGGAGGCUUUUAAGCAGAGGCUGGAUGGCGAUCUGUCGGGGGUGCUUUGAAUGCGAUUUCCUGCUUCUUGGCAGGGGGUUGGACUGGAUGGCCCAUGAGGUCUCUUCCAACUCUACUAUUCUAUGAUUCUAUGAUCCACAGUUACACUUGCCCACACUCCAAAAAAUAUUCCUCCCUGGAAGUGGGUCUCUUAAGUUUUUCAGUGCAGUUGUAUGGUAUUCUUCCAGUCCAAUAUAGUCAAAAUACAGGUUCAAAUAUAUAGGGAGAGGGGGUUGGGGACAUGGAGCAUAUCAUCAACUAUAAGCCCUACAAUACUGCUUACAUCUUUAAAAGUAGGCUAUAGUCUGAAACAAAUUGCAGUCUUGAAAGUGCCAGAAGGUCCCUUUCUCUUUUACUACUAAAAUGGGCAUACAUGGCUAUCUGUAUGAAAAUUGUUAAGUUAUUGUGGUGGAGCUACAUAUACAACUAGGUGCUCUGUGCAAAGUUCUCUUCCUCGCUCCCAGUCAGAGCUCAGGAGUAGAAUAUUAUGAAUAAUGAAGAACUCAAAUGAUAGUUCUUCUUUCCAAUUGUGAAGUAUAAUGAAGAUAUAUUAUGAUUACAAGCUAAUUAAGGAUAAGUCACUCCUUGAGCAGUCAAAUAGUAUCAGAGAAAUAGUACAGGGGUUGUACUAUGCUUCAUGUUGUUGCAUUCAGAUUUUUUGAGGGCAAAUGUUUUAGUUACUUUUGAGGAACUGAAUAACUAUGUACCUAUCGUGGUAAGUACCUCUGGACCAAGGACAUAUAACUUAACUACUUUAUAAAAGUAACUUUCUGUGUCCUGCUCCCUAUUUGGGCAGCUAGGAUAAUACAUACAGAGCCACCAUUAAAAAUAGGCUAAAACUUUUCUGGUGCCCAUCUCAGAAGUGGCCCCAGGGCUUGGUUUCAGUUUUUCCAGUUCCCUUUUUUAGGCUAACAGCUGGCUUGGUAUUGAUUUGUAUUUUAAAGUGUGCAAAGUCCUGGCUGCUGCACAUAUGCUUCUUUGAAUUGGGGUGCUAAAAUGUAACAGUAUUAAAGUAUCCCUGUCCCCUAGGUAGUUAAACUUAAAUUUUAUUAACAGUUAUAUUCCUAGAGUUUUUCUCUGGGAUCUGCAUUAUUCUGCAAUUCCCCAUAAUUUUGUGGAUUACUGUGAAGCACUCUACUUUUGAACUAUGCAAGACAAAUAUUUUUCAUGAGUUAGUGCACUUAUGAACCAAAGCACAUUAAUAAGAAUUUCUGUGGUUUUCUGCUACUAUCUCUACCCCAAGCAUCCAUUUUUCUCACGGUACAGUUAAAUCUGUUUUAACCAUUGUUCCUUUUUAUUUGGCUCUUGGGUGUCAGAGACACCUUUUUUCCUUCCAGUUGUGUGUGACAGCUGUUAUCCAGAUACAAGCAGGAAAUAUCUGACGGCAGGACACAUUCCAUUGACCUGUUACAAGUUUUCAUUAAGUUUUCCAUACGGGUGCAAAACAGCUGCCCAACAUAUGAGUUCUGAUAUUGUUGGAAGAAUUAAUUAUUUUCACAGGCUUUUUCUCACUUGGAAAGCUGCUAGAAAGGUCGUCUAGGUUUUGUUCUGAAGUGAUGGUUGGGAGUAGGGGAAUCGUAUUUCUGGAAUUAUGACUGGUGGGAAAUGGAUUUUAUCAUUUUGCAAUUACAGUAGAGUCUCACUUAUCCAACAUCAACGGGCCGGCAGAAUAUUGGAUAAGCGAAUAUGUUGGAUAAUAAGGAAGGAUUAAGGAAAAGCCUAUUAAACAUCAAAUUAGGUUAUGAUUUUACAAAUUAAGCAUCAAAACAUCAUGUUAUACAACAAAUUUGACAGAAAACGUAGUUCAAUACGCAGUAAUGCUAUGUAGUAAUUACUGUAUUUAUUAAUUUAGCACCAAAAUAUCAUGAUGUAUUGAAAACAUUGUCUACAAAAAUGUGUUGGAUAAUCCAGAACGUUGGAUAAGCGAGUGUUGGAUAAGUGAGACUCUACUGUACUUCACUUGAUGAAGUUACAUGGUGAGCAAUACAGGACCAUUGAGGGAACUGUGGCUGUAGACCAGAAGAAUUGAAUGACUGCUUAUGAAAGGAAGGAAGCUCUGACGUUGCCUUCAAGGAUCUGCCAUGUAUCAUCUCCUACAUUCCUGUGCAAAUUGGAGGCAACAGUAUAGCCUUGAUGGCGAUGUCAUAAUGAGAGGAAGAAGUGGGUGAGUUGAAAAUUCCAGCUGCAUUAUUAUUAUUCAAUUAUAUUAUUAGUAUUAUUCAAAGUUGAAUUGUGAAAGGGACCAUUACUGGUGAGACCUCUUUAGAGAUGCACAAAAAAAAACAUAUAAUAUUGCAUGAACAGUUGCUAUUAACAAAUGUGUAUCUUAGAUAAAACUCCUAAAAGGAAUUUAGAAAUAUUCCUCAUGGUGCUUUGUGUGAGUGGCCUUAUUGGCCAAGAUGGCACCUUGUUUUAGACUAGUGCACUGGAAUCAUUCAGUCAUCCCCUCAAUAGUAAAUAAAGUAAGAUAGAGCUUAGUGGGUAGAAAAGAUAAAAAAAAGCAUAGCUUUGCAUUUUCCAUAUCAGUGUAUAAAAUAUACAGUUGAAGAUUUGUAAUACCUUUUUGAAAAAAAAAGUUAAAAAUAUAUAUUUGUUGGGCCUAAUGUUGACAUAGAUUCCUCAAGGCCAUGCUUGUGACAGAACCUUUGCUGAUUAAUACAUUCAGGGAUCCAAAACUCCAUCCAGAGAGGUCUUAUUGCAAGAUCAGAGCUCAUUUUGAAAGGCUUUUGCACAGACAUUAGUGCAGCAAUAUUUUAGUACUUUUUGGGGUCAAAUAUUGCCUACAAUCUUGAGUUUUUCAAUGGACUGUUACUUUUUUUCUAAAUCCUUAACAACCUGAGCUAUUUACAGUAUUAAUCGUUGCAAUUUCAAUCCAGUUCCCCUUCUAUGUAUGUAUGAUGUUUCAUAAAAACUCCACAGGAUGGAAAAGAUUGUAUUAUUAAGUAUAUUUUGUUGCUGAAAUUGAAACAUUUAGUUUUCUUUUGAAGAGUGAAUUUAGUAGAAAAUAAGUUAUACAUUGAUUUUUAAUACUCCAAAUGCUGUGCAUUUUUCAUAAGUUACUUAAGGCCUAAAUUUUCUCCUUGAGUCAAGUGAAGAUGGUGGAGUGAAAUUCGGAAGGCCAUUGUAAUUGGUGUUUGCAUUGACUAGACUGAAGGCCACUGUUUGUGUAGUGGGAUAUUUUCUGACUCUAAUGGGAAUUCCAAUAUAUUGAAAAAUACAAAAUUAUCCAAAGGAGUGCUUGUGUGCACAGGGAACCAAAAUAUAGGUGUAAUAAAAUCAAACUAAAUUAGAUACAAGAUUAUUCUUGUAGUAUGGGGCAUUUCCCCAGUGAAUCCAAAUAUCAACGUAGUGCUUUCACAUUUUUAUUUUCUUCCAAUGGGGAUAUGUUGCUAACAACUACAGCGUGUUAUGUUUUCUGCACAUUUUCAUCAUUCACUAAAUAAUGGCAUGACUUUUUUCUCAAUAGUUUUUGCUGGCUGGGACAAAAAAACAGAUUUCAAUGAUAAAGAUCAAGAGAUUUGUUGGGAUACCUUUUUUUUUGGUCCACACCAUUUUUCUUUUUAUACAACAUAACUGCAUGUGGCUGAAAUUUGGGGAAAUUGUCCUGAUAUUCAAGAAUGCCUACCUUCUGUGUGGAUUCUGUAACAAAUAUGAUUAUGUGGGAUUGAACUGUCCAGGCCUUGUUCAUAAAGAGUUAAAAUCUGCCAUUGUGUUGUCGAAGGCUUUCAUGACCAGAAUCACUGGGUUGCUGUGAGUUUUCCGGGCUGUAUGCCCAUGUUCCAGAAGCAUUCUCUCCUGACGUUUCACCCAUGGCAGGCAUCCUCAGAGGUUGGGAGAUCAGACCUGCCAUAGAUGUGGACAAAACGUCAGGAGAGAAUGCUUCUGGAACAUGGCCAUACAGCCCGGAAAACUGACAGCAACCCAAAAUCUGCCAUUGCUUUAUAAAUAGCAUCCAUACUUGUGAUAUUCAGAAACUCUGAUGUUCAACUUCUGUUUUACGCUGCCAAUAUACUGUACCAUUGCAUAUUAGUUCCUGAAAUUUCAACCAAAGCCUUAGCCUCUAGAAUUGUGGCCUUCAGAGAAAGAAGCAAACAAACUAGAGCUUGGAGCUUGGAGAGCUUGGAGCAUCUUAGCAUUUUCUCUCCUAUAGGAAUCUUUCUCAAAUUGUGUUUUGUUUUGUUAAAUGUUAUAGGAAAAUACUUCAAAGAAACAGAUUAUAGGAUGCACUUGGGUAUAAUAUCGCUUUUGCCCUUUAAUAUAUAUAUUAAAGCACAGCUUUUUAAGUUUAACAUGUUGUGUGAUAAAUGUUUUAGAUUAAGUAUUUAUUUGACCAUGCAGUGAUCAAACAGGAGAAGCAAAUCUGAGUCUUCCAAUGGUGCCUUACUACAUUUUAAAGCUUAAAUCUACCCCAUCGCCUCAAAAUGUGAAUGAUAAACCAGUAAUUGUUUUAUAGAAUUUGCUAUUUGAGCUGUAUCCCAACCCCUUUUCUGUCUAACAUUGGACUUCAAUAACUGUAUAUAGAAAUAUAAUGGAUUUUCAUGGCCUGCUGCAUCAAAGUAAGUUCUAUGGAUCAGUCAAUAGAACUUCAAAAUGAAUGAAUAAUUUGCUAUUUGUCAUGCAUAUCCCCUACUCAUUUCCAUGAACUUGUACAAGUGUAUUAGAGUUAAAACAUGUUAAUAUUGUAAUUGUUUUUAUUCUGCCUUGUUUAGGAUUAUAAAAUGCAUAUUUUAAAUUGUCUGUUACCACUGUGGCAAACUAGGCAACAAAAGUAACUUUCCAAGGCAACAAUAAAAAAAUAAGAUUAGACCAAAUCUUUGUUAAUAUAAACUGUAUGUCAGAACCCUGCUACUAGAGCCUGGGUAUGGCUCUGAGUUUCAGGGUCACUGACAAUGUGGACUGAUAAGACACCUGCAUCUCGAGAUCCUGAGAAGAAACGGCUGCUGGACUUGGCGGGGAAACUUCGCCGGGUUUUGUUGGACGGGAAAUGCUUCUUCAAAUGAGGGGGAGGGUAUAUAAAGGAAUGCUGGCAGACGCCUCCCAUUCUUGGCUUUUUCCAUGUCGAUGUUUCCUGCAGUAAACUUUCUGGUAACAACA